Messenger RNA from Beta vulgaris subsp. vulgaris (sugar beet), 1335 nucleotides. RefSeq lists its product as uncharacterized. Gene Ontology annotation, cellular component: nucleus. Lineage: Eukaryota; Viridiplantae; Streptophyta; Magnoliopsida; Caryophyllales; Amaranthaceae. Bases 1 to 1335 code for a protein of 444 amino acids. The record is from RefSeq and is a predicted model, not a curated record. Gene Ontology annotation, molecular function: protein binding. Gene Ontology annotation, biological process: regulation of flower development. The transcript has 5 exons.
AUGGCAAAGCUUCAACCACAAAGUAAAAUAGCAUUCGACAUGAGAAACUCAAGGGACUGGAAGGAUGAAAUUUCAAUCCCUAAUAUCAGCGCUCAACUUUUCGAUUUUUGCGACACCGACAUAUUUCGUGAUACCUUACCGAACUCUGAGGUUGCUUCCAGUCCUAAAUGCUAUUGCUAUGAGGACCAAAACUCUUCAUAUGCUAUAGUUGAUAAUGAUACCAACAACAACUAUAGUACAGAAAACUUAGACUUGCGAAGCUUACAAAGAGAUCAAAAUGACCAAAAUGGCACCAAUACUAGUACCACCAGUAGCACCACCACAACGGCCACUACCAUAGGCCCAAGCCACCACAACCACCACAAUACUAGUGGCCUCUCCAUCAUCUUCGACUCCCAAGUUGAGAUCGACAAUGACAUAUCAGCUUCAAUUGAUUUCUCUCCCUCUCCACCCUUCUCCACUACCCCUCCUUGCAACCUUAACCCAACCCACAACACCAACACACAUCAAGACCAAUACCAACUUUCCUUAAGUGAUGUUGCAAUAAGCAAUAGUCUUAAUCAAUAUCCUACUUCUAUUGACCCUACAGCGCUGCCCCUCAUGGCGGCAGGACAGUCGCCUUUAGGCUCGGUUUUCGACGAAGAUUGCUUGUCAUCUAUCCCACCUUUCCUAAGGCUUAACCCUCCAGCAGCUGCUGCCACUUCUUCCUCUCACUGCUCAUUUCUUGACCCCUCAAUGACUUCUUUCUUGCAUUGCAAUCUUAACAAUGGAUUAGGUACUGAAAAUUCAGGGAUUUUUACCGGAAGUUUGCUUAUGGCUUCAGAAUUACAACAUAAAGAUCUUGAUUUUCAAGCAGAUAAUAGUGGAAUUUUUUGCCCUGAUCAAUUGUCUCGUUAUAAUUCAGGAGAUAUGCAGGCAUUUAGCAACGAGAACUCACAGUUGGUUAGUGCAGCAACAAGUUCUACCCCCAUGACAACAGAGAUAUCAAGUUUGGAAGAUUCAACUUUUAAAGUUGGGAAACUUUCUGUUGAGCAGAGAAAAGAGAAGAUUCAUAGAUACAUGAAGAAAAGAAAUGAGAGAAAUUUUAGCAAGAAAAUUAAGUAUGCGUGCCGCAAGACAUUGGCGGAUAGCCGACCAAGGGUAAGAGGAAGGUUUGCCAAGAAUGAUGAGUUUGGAGAGUCUCAUAGGCACAUUAAUCACAAUGAAGAUGAUGAUUAUGAUGAAGUAAUGGUGAAAGAAGAAGAUGAUGUGGUGGAUUCUUCAGAUAUAUUUGCCCAUAUCAGUGGUGUGAAUUCUUUCAAAUGCAAUUACCAACAAAUUCAAUCUUGGAUUUAA